GAGAGACAUGCGCACUCCAGGGAAGGCACUCAAAAGUGGGGGGCAGGAAAGGUGGCUUCUUCAGUUGUCAUGACAGAGGAAGUAGGAAGUAGAGAAUUGGACAUUUUUAAGGACAAUCCUGAACAAGGUUGAUCUGGGCAUGAAGUUAAACAGGAUAUUGCUUUCAUCUACUUCAGCCAAAUCUCAAAGUCACUGACCUAAGAAAGACCUCCCCAUCUACUUUGAUAAAAAGCAGAGUUGAAAAUGCUUAGAAGUCAUCCCUUCUGCGGACAUUCUCCGAUCUUUUCAUUUUGCAUUAGGUGUACCUCCUCUGUGAACAUCUGUAGUAUCCUGUGCAUACUCAGAUGCUUAUUGAAGAUAACAGUUUCUGCGUAUGGGAAGUAGAUAUUGAAGGGUAUAUGGUUUACAGACAAGAUCUUUAAAAAAUAGACACUCAAGGACCAAGGAAAUAUAUACCAGAAGCCAAGAGCACAGAAUAUUUUUCUUCAUCAAUCUGUAGAACUGUGAUACUCCUCUAAUUCCAUCAAACACAAAGGAAUGAUCACCUUGACAGAUGGCCACAGAGGAUGUCAACAAUUUUUUGGAGGCAAGCAAUGAAAUAUUUGUGCUGAGUUUUCUAUUAUUAAAGAGAAGAGGUACUCCUUUAUAGGGACUCGUAAAGGCAUAGAGCAUCUAGAGAUUUACUGCCUCCAUUACGCUGCUGGGUCUCACAGCACAUGUUAUGUUUUUAUCAGUUUCUCUGCAGAAGAAGGUUGGAAACCCAAGUGCCUACGGAGGCCAGGCUGGUGGGAAUGAAGCAGGAAGCCACUGCAGUGUGCUGGAGAGCCAAGUCCUUUCUGAAGGAGCAGCCACUGCUCCGUUCCAGAUAAUUGUUGCAAGGCAGGAAUGCUGACCUAGUGUUACCACAUUGUCCAGUUUCUCAGGCUACAUUAUUGGAAUUUUGAAGACAUGAAAACAUCAGAUGAACCAACCUGCAACAUCUUGGAUUCAGAUUGGAAGAUGAAGAGAAAGUUUAAAGAAUGUGGCCUAUAAAGGCGGGUAGUACCUGGAAAUAUUAACUGACUCACACUGUAAAAAUGAGAACAGUUUCUAAACAAUAGAGGUUAUUUUAGUCCAACAUCAAGGUUCAAGACAAAAUGUUGAACUAAAAACUUACACUCCUCCCCUCCCCCACUUCAGACAGGUACCAGCAUUGGUGAAUAUGAUUUUCCUUAGUCAGAAGCACUCGUUUUUACCCAUGUAGACCAUCCUUAGGAAUUAAAUAUUGAUUAUUUAAUGUAGAUUAUAAUGGGAAACUGAUUUUUUCUACAAUGGCAGAUUUCAAGGACUUGGUUCCAAACUGAGCCGAAGCUUCCCAAUGCAUUUUGUACAGUCUGGGGAAAACUGUGCUGCGUUGGCCAUUUUUGAAGGCCAUGAUGCCCUGUAAUAUAAGGAUAUCAUCUUAUUGCUGAUAUCUUUGGGGAGUCCCAAGCAGACACAGAAAAUGAAUGGAGGCAAGGAGUGUGACGGAGGGGACAAGGAUGGAGGUCUUCCAGCUAUACAAGUUCCUGUGGGUUGGCAGCGUCGUGUGGAUCAAAAUGGAGUGCUUUAUGUCAGUCCCAGUGGGUCUUUGUUAUCUUGCUUGGAGCAGGUUAAAACAUACCUGCUUACUGACGGAACAUGCAAGUGUGGCUUGGAAUGUCCUCUUAUUCUUCCCAAGGUGUUUAAUUUUGAUCCUGGAGCUGCUGUGAAACAGAGAACUGCAGAAGAUGUUAAAGCAGAUGAAGAUGUCACAAAGCUAUGCAUACAUAAAAGAAAAAUCAUUGCAGUGGCCACACUUCAUAAAAGCAUGGAAGCCCCACAUCCUUCUCUGGUGCUCCCCAGUCCCGGAGGAGGAACAAAUGCAACUCCAGUAGUACCUUCACGGGCAGCAACUCCAAGAUCUGUAAGAAAUAAGUCUCACGAAGGAAUUACAAAUUCUGUAAUACCUGAAUGUAAGAAUCCUUUCAAAUUAAUGAUUGGAUCAUCAAAUGCCAUGGGAAGGCUAUAUGUACAAGAACUGCCUGGAAGCCAGCAACAAGAACUCCACCCUGUCUACCCCCGGCAGAGAUUGGGCAGCAGUGAACACGGACAGAAAUCUCCAUUCCGUGGCAGCCAUGGAGGCCUGCCCAGCCCAGCGUCGUCAGGUUCCCAGAUAUAUGGAGAUGGCUCAAUCUCUCCAAGGACUGACCCACUUGGAAGCCCUGAUGUUUUCACAAGAAAUAAUCCUGGUUUUCAUGGAGCUCCCAAUUCUAGUCCUAUUCACCUGAAUAGGACUCCUCUUUCUCCCCCUUCAGUAAUGCUACACGGUUCUCCUGGACAGUCAUCCUGUGCAAUGGCUGGAAGGACUAAUAUACCUCUUUCCCCAACCUUGACUACAAAGAGUCCAGUAAUGAAAAAACCAAUGUGUAAUUUUUCAACUAAUAUGGAAAUACCACGAGCAAUGUUCCAUCACAAACUACCCCAAGGCCCACCUCCCCCUCCUCCACCUUCUUGUGCUCUUCAGAAAAAGCCAUUAACAUCUGAGAAAGAUCCACUUGGCAUUCUUGACCCUAUUCCUAGUAAACCAGUGAAUCAGAACCCUGUUAUCAUUAAUCCAACUAGUUUCCAUUCAAAUGUCCACUCUCAGGUACCUGUGAUGAAUGUAAGCAUGCCUCCUGCUGUUGUUCCUUUGCCAAGUAAUCUCCCUUUGCCAACCGUAAAACCUGGCCACAUGAAUCAUGGGAGUCAUGUACAAAGAGUUCAGCAUUCAGCUUCAACCUCCCUGUCCCCUUCUCCAGUGACAUCCCCAGUGCACAUGAUGGGGACUGGAAUUGGAAGGAUUGAGGCAUCGCCCCAAAGAUCACGCUCAUCUUCCACAUCAUCAGAUCAUGGAAAUUUCAUGAUGCCACCUCUAGGACCCCAGGCCACUUGUAGUGGUAUUAAGGUUCCACCCAGGUCACCAAGGUCAACAAUAGGGUCCCCAAGGCCAUCAAUGCCAUCAAGCCCUUCUACCAAGUCCGAUGGACAUCAUCAGUACAAGGAUAUCCCUAACCCAUUAAUUGCUGGAAUGAGUAAUGUACUAAAUACCCCAAGCAGUGCAGCUUUUCCUACUGCAUCUGCCGGAAGCGGUUCUGUAAAGAGUCAGCCUGGUUUGCUGGGAAUGCCUUUAAAUCAGAUCUUGAACCAGCACAAUGCUGCCUCCUUUCCAGCAAGUAGUUUACUCUCAGCAGCAGCCAAAGCACAGCUAGCAAAUCAAAACAAACUUGCUGGUAACAACAGUAGCAGCAGUAGCAAUUCUGGAGCUGUUGCUGGCAGUGGCAACACUGAAGGACAUAGCACUUUAAACACCAUGUUCCCUCCUGCUGCCAACAUGCUUCUCCCAACAGGUGAAGGGCAAAGUGGUCGAGCAGCACUAAGAGAUAAGCUGAUGUCUCAGCAAAAGGACUCACUGCGGAAAAGAAAACAGCCACCUACCACAGUGUUGAGUUUGCUCAGACAGUCUCAAAUGGAUAGUUCUGCAGUUCCUAAACCUGGACCCGACUUGCUAAGGAAGCAGGGUCAGGGGUCGUUUCCCAUCAGUUCAAUGUCUCAGUUACUACAGUCUAUGAGUUGUCAAAGCUCUCACUUGAGUAGCAAUAGUAGCCCGGGUUGCGGGCGCUCAAAUACUGCUUUGCCUUGCUCUGCUAACCAGCUGCAUUUUACAGACCCCAGUGUGAACUCCAGUGGUCUUCAGAAUCCACUGACACAGGACGUACCUUUAAGAGGGGAAGCCGUGCACUGCCACAAUGCAAACACUAACUUUGUUCACAGUAACAGUCCAGUCCCAAACCACCAUCUUGCAGGUUUAAUAAAUCAGAUUCAGGCUAGCGGGAACUGUGGGAUGCUCAGUCAGUCGGGCAUGGCCUUAGGAAAUUCAUUACAUCCCAAUCCACCUCAGUCAAGAAUUUCAACGUCCUCCACUCCAGUGAUACCAAACAGCAUUGUUAGCAGCUAUAAUCAAACAAGUUCUGAAGCAGGCGGUUCAGGACCAUCAUCCUCCAUAGCCAUAGCUGGCACCAACCACCCUGCCAUCACAAAGACAACAUCUGUCCUUCAAGACGGCGUCAUAGUCACCACCGCAGCUGGAAACCCACUGCAGAGUCAGCUGCCCAUUGGGAGUGAUUUUCCUUUUGUUGGCCAGGAGCACGCACUUCAUUUUCCAUCCAACAGCACUUCAAACAACCAUCUUCCACACCCCUUGAACCCCAGCCUCCUCAGUUCUCUACCUAUCUCUUUGCCAGUGAAUCAACAGCAUCUCCUAAACCAGAAUCUAUUAAAUAUCCUCCAGCCUUCAGCAGGAGAAGGCAAGUCUGAGAUCAACCUCCACCCUUUAGGUUUUCUCAACCCGAAUGUAAACGCUGCUUUAGCUUUUCUCUCCAGUGACAUGGAUGGGCAGGUAUUGCAGCCUGUUCACUUUCAACUCUUAGCAGCCCUGCUUCAGAACCAAGCCCACGCAGCUGCCAUGCUUCCCCUGCCAUCUUUCAAUCUGACCAUCUCAGAUCUUUUGCAACAGCAAAAUACCCCUUUACCCUCAUUAACACAGAUGACAGCCCCACCAGACCAUUUGCCAAGCAAUCAGUCAGAGAACAGCCGAGCUGAGACCCUUUUAACCAGCCCCCUGGGGAACCCUUUACCAAGCUUUGCAGGCAGUGACACUACUUUUAACCCCCUGUUCCUCCCAGCUGUCACUGGGGCCUCAGGAUUAAUGGCCUUGAAUCCCCAGCUGUUGGGAGGUGUCCUGAACUCGGCAUCGGCCAACACCGCUAAUCAUCCAGAGGUUUCCAUAGCAACUUCUUCCCAGGCAACCACUACCACAACCACUACAUCAUCAGCAGUGGCAGCACUGACUGUCUCAACACUUGGUGGGACAGCAGUGGUGUCAAUGGCAGAAACAUUGCUGAAUAUAUCUAAUAAUGCUGGGAAUACACCUGGUCCAGCUAAACUGAACAGUAACUCUGUGGUGCCACAGCUACUUAACCCUCUACUGGGGACAGGUCUGCUUGGUGACAUGUCCUCAAUAAACAGUACUUUGAAUAACCAUCAACUGACUCAUCUACAGUCGCUGUUAAACAACAAUCAGAUGUUUCCUCCAACUCAGCAACAGCAGCAGAUUCUUCAGGGGUACCAGAAUCUCCAGGCUUUUCAAGGACAGUCCACAAUUCCUUGCCCAGCUAACAAUAACCCCAUGGCUUGUCUGUUUCAGAACUUUCAGGUGAGAAUGCAGGAAGAUGCAGCUCUCCUAAACAAAAGAAUAAGCACUCAGCCGGGGCUCACAGCACUUCCCGAAAAUCCAAACACUACACUUCCACCUUUCCAAGAUACAUCUUGUGAGUUGCAAUCGCGGAUUGACCCAUCUCUUGGUCAACAGGUGAAGGAUGGCCUCAUUGUGGGUGGCCAAGGUGAUGCUUCCAUAGAUGCUAUUUACAAAGCAGUUGUUGAUGCAGCCAGCAAAGGAAUGCAGGUUGUCAUCACCACUGCAGUCAACAGUACAACUCAGAUCAGCCCCAUUCCAGCUCUGAGUGCCAUGAGUGCCUUCACUGCUUCAAUUGGUGACCCAUUAAGUCUCCCCAGUGCUGUCAGUGCGGUCAUUCAUGGACGAAACAUGGGCAGUGUUGAUCAUGAUGGUAGGCUGAGAAGUGUAAGAGGGGCUCGGCUGCCCAGCAAUCUGGACCAUGGGAAAAACUCAAAUGAAGGAGAUGGGUUUGAAUAUUUCAAGUCGGCAAGUUGCCACACAUCUAAAAAACAGUGGGAUGGGGAGCAAAGCCCUGGAGGGGAGCGAAACAGGUGGAAGUGUGAGGAAUUUUUAGAUCAUCCAGACCAUAUCCACAAUAGUCCUUGUCACGAAAGACUCAACAAUGUCUCCACACUGCCAUUUCUGCCUGGGGAACAGCACCCAAUACUGUUACCAUCAAGAAACUGUCAAGGGGAUAAAAUUCUGGAGGAAAAUUUCAGGUAUAAUAACUACAAAAGAACUAUGAUGAGUUUUAAGGAGAGACUAGAGAACACUGUGGAAAGAUGUACACACAUCAAUGGGAACAGACCUCGACAGAGUCGGGGCUUUGGAGAGCUGCUGAGCACCACAAAGCAAGACCUGGUCCUAGAGGAGCAAUCUCCGAGCUCCUCAAAUAGUUUGGAAAGUUCUCUGGUCAAAGACUACAUCCAUUACAAUGGAGACUUUAAUGCCAAAAGCAUUAACGGGUGUGUACCUAGCCCUUCAGACGCUAAAAGCAUUAGUAGUGAAGAUGACCUAAGGAAUCCAGACUCCCCCUCUUCAAAUGAAUUGAUACAUUAUAGGCCAAGGACGUUCAACGUUGGCGACUUGGUCUGGGGCCAAAUCAAAGGACUGACUUCCUGGCCUGGAAAAUUAGUAAGAGAAGACGACGUUCACAGUUCUUGUCAACAAAGCCCCGAGGAAGGGAAGGUGGAGCCCGAGAAGUUGAAGACACUAACAGAAGGUUUAGAAGCUUACAGCCGAGCCCGGAAAAGGAACAGAAAAAGUGGAAAGCUAAAUAACCAUUUAGAAGCUGCUAUUCAUGAGGCCAUGAGUGAACUGGACAAAAUGUCUGGGACUGUUCACCAAAUCCCACAGGGAGACAGACAAAUGAGACCCCCCAAACCCAAGAGGAGGAAGAUCUCCAGAUAACAGGGACUACUCCACCAAUGCGCAGUGUUUAUUAAAGGAAUGUGCACAGAUAUAGCUGUAUAUAAGUAUUGAUAUAGCCGCUGUUAUAUCAAUAUUUAUACUACGGCAGAUAGUUAACACCGCCACAGGGUGCUAAAAGAAACAGUGAUACAAUAUGUUUUUUUUUUUUGAUCAGGAAGGAUAAUGAAUGCUGGAAAACCAAUCAGAAUCCCUGAAUGAUGAGAGUGAUAGUCAAGAGAUUACUGAGAAACUCUUUUUCUAUAAUACUAAAAUUGUGAUUAUAAGAAAUAGUCCAAAUGUUUCUGAAGAAUUUUCCAUGUUGUAUAUAGAAAAUGCAGAAUUUCAUGGUGAUAUCAAAAAUGUAAAUAUUGUACAAUAUUGUCAUGUACAAGCAUACCUAAUGCACACUUUAUCUUUUAUUGUACAAAGAAAUAGUGUACAAAAUUCUUUGGUUUCUAUGGAGUACACCUACCAGAGACUACAAGUGUAAAGUGAUAAAUAAAAA
Messenger RNA from Lagenorhynchus albirostris (white-beaked dolphin), 7187 nucleotides. It is a transcript of the gene MBD5, whose product is annotated as methyl-CpG binding domain protein 5. Gene Ontology annotation, molecular function: DNA binding; chromatin binding. NCBI's taxonomy places the organism in Eukaryota, Metazoa, Chordata, Mammalia, Artiodactyla, Delphinidae. Gene Ontology annotation, cellular component: nucleus; chromocenter. The record is from RefSeq and is a predicted model, not a curated record. Bases 1484 to 6682 code for a protein of 1732 amino acids. The transcript has 19 exons.